ACAAGUCGGGAAAAAUUGCCAAGUCAAACGGCCUCUCGCGGAAACUCAAGAGUUUAUUUUUCUUUUCUCUUUCUUUGCUUCUUUUCUUCCGAAAAGGGAAAAAAUGUACGGGGUUGAUGAUUUAUUUGUUGGUGUACAAUUCGUACAGGUAUUACAUCAUGAUAUAUCUGAUACUCCCAAAAAGCCCAAAACAAUGCUGUGUGUUGUCCACCGUCAUUUCAUCAAGUGGUACCUAUCAGGGGAAGGUUUUUUUUCCCGCCCAUCAAAAAGAGCCCGUGACGAUUGCGUGAGGCUGUAUGAACAAGUGUCUAGUUUUUUAUUUUUUUACAAGUUGGCAACGAGAGCGAUGGCGCUGCUGGCGGAGCCGAUGAUGGAGCUGAGCUCAGAGGCGCCGGGGACGGAGGGGGUUGUGGUAGUCUCCUGGCAGCCAGGGAGACGAGGGCGAAGACGGUGGCAGCGGUGAAACGCAUCUUUAACUGAGUUUUGGGUUUGGUAGGUUAAAAAGGUUAUUAAGUUGGUUGAAGGUUGGUUCGAGAGAUCGGU
This is a messenger RNA of Colletotrichum navitas, 543 nucleotides long. RefSeq lists its product as uncharacterized. The record is from RefSeq and is a predicted model, not a curated record. Bases 104 to 463 code for a protein of 119 amino acids. The transcript is spliced from 3 exons. Lineage: Eukaryota; Fungi; Ascomycota; Sordariomycetes; Glomerellales; Glomerellaceae.